Molecule: messenger RNA, 1407 nt
Organism: Episyrphus balteatus (marmalade hoverfly)
Lineage: Eukaryota; Metazoa; Arthropoda; Insecta; Diptera; Syrphidae
Product: facilitated trehalose transporter Tret1-like
Exons: 5
Coding region: 1-1407 (468 amino acids)
Biological process (GO): transmembrane transport; carbohydrate transport
Cellular component (GO): membrane
Molecular function (GO): sugar transmembrane transporter activity
Source: RefSeq, a predicted model, not a curated record
AUGAACUGCGCUUACACAUAUCAGAGAUUGUAUUUUAUAUUGGCAGCUAAUAUAUGCAGUUUUUCUGUGGGAACCUAUAUCGGAUGGAGUUCACCUACUUUGCCAAUAUUAAGAAAUGCCACUGAGGAAAAUCCUUUGCCAGAAGGUAUUACUUUGGCUGAGGAAGGCUGGAUACUUUCGUUAGCGGCUAUAGGCGCUUUGUGUACGUCUAUCAUUGCCGGACCUAUUGCUGCAAUAAUUGGACGAAAACGGUCCUUACUUCUGAGCUCAACAAUUCUGGCAGCUGCAUACGUAUCAAUGUUGGUAGCACGAUCAGUUUUAUGUAUGUAUUUAGGACGUUUCCUUCAGGGUGCUGGAGGUGGAUUUCUGAUAACCGUUUUGCCUAUGUAUGUUGGUGAAAUUGCUACUGAUGAUGUUCGAGGAUCUAUCGGUUCUUUAAUGUCACUUUUCAUGACUGGUGGUCUUCUAUAUGUUUACUGUAUUGGUCCAUACGUGAGUUAUUGGGCACUUCAAUGGUUUUGCCUUGCUGUUCCAGUGGUGUUCUUUUUGAUAUUCUCUUUUAUGCCGGAAAGUCCAUAUUUCUAUGCAAUCAAAGGAAAACAACUCGAAGGAAUAAAAGCGUUACAAUUUUUGCGUGGACAGAGUUUGAAAACGGUUGAAGAAGAAAUGAUUAAAAUUCAAGCUUCAGUAGACAAUUCUAUGGCCAACAGAGGAUCGCUCGUGGAUAUAUUUAGCAAUAAAAUCUAUAGAAAGUCACUGCUCAUUUGUUGUGGACUUUUAGUAUUCCAACAGCUGAGUGGAACCACAGCAAUAGGUUUCAAUAGUCAAACGAUAUUUAGCUCUGCUAAUUCGACAAUAGAUCCAGCCAUUGCAACAAUUAUCAUUGGAGUUGUUCAACUAUUUUCGAAUCUCCUUACUCCUUUUAUUGUAGACCGAAGUGGUCGUAAAAUGAUUUUAUACAUCACAUCUGCUGGUAUGUGUCUGUCUUUGUGGGUUCUGGGAACAUACUUUUAUCUUCAAUACUUGGGAAAAGAAACUGGACUCAAUUGGAUUCCAGUGCCAGCUUUGAUGAUCUUUAAUUUUUUGUAUGGUUUUGGAUAUGGUCCAAUUCCAUAUGUUGUAGCUUCUGAAAUGUUUCCAACAAAUAUCAAACCGAAAGCAAUGACAAUUGCUUCUUGUGUUAGUUCAUUGACUAAAUUUUUAAUUGCGAAAUUUUAUCCUCAAGUCAAUGCUCUCGGACCGUAUUAUGCAUUUUGGGGUUUCGGAGGAUGCUGUCUUUUGGCGUUAUUCUUUGUUUGCUUUUUUACAAUUGAAACUAAACGUAUAAGUUUGGAGGAUAUUCAGGAGAGACUGUACAGAAGAAGAACUUCCUUACAAGCUUUAAAAAAGAAUAAAGAAGUUAUAUAA